This is a messenger RNA of Bombus pascuorum, 5612 nucleotides long. RefSeq names its product slit homolog 3 protein (gene Lapsyn). Lineage: Eukaryota; Metazoa; Arthropoda; Insecta; Hymenoptera; Apidae. The transcript is spliced from 3 exons. The coding region runs from base 930 to 2036 and encodes 368 amino acids. The record is from RefSeq and is a predicted model, not a curated record. Gene Ontology annotation, molecular function: voltage-gated potassium channel activity; transmembrane transporter binding; potassium channel activator activity. Gene Ontology annotation, cellular component: voltage-gated potassium channel complex.
ACGGGCGACCUCACAGUCGAGUGCGAGACGUCGCGCAAGUAACAUCGUGUUCCAUGUCGCGUCCUCUUUCCUCAACGAAUUUUCGUUCGAUUUUUCAACGAUCCUCCUUCGAAAUUAUUAUUACUGCGCGAUUUCGAUACUCCUUAAACGUUCCGAGAACGACCGAAAAAUAUGUAACAGAUAAACGAACAGCUAAUUUGUUUACGCGGGAAUUUUCAGAUAACGGGGUCGAACUGCAAACACGUUUGUGUUCGGUAUAUUAGACCUUUCGGGCCCUAAGGACGAAUAUUUACAUAAAAGCGACGGCCCGGCCGAUACGGAAAACUGGGAAAUAUUUUCGAACAGUCUUCUUUCAAAUAGCGAAGAAGCGCGUGGGUAGACCUACCGCAACAAGUCUUUCGAUAGCGUCGUUGCUGUUUUCCUUUCCCUCCUGCGAGUAUUAUCCUUUUCUGUUUCGUUAUACGUUAGACAUUAAUCGUUCCGUUAUAUGGUAAAAGAGAGCAGCCAAAUAUCAUAUUUAGUGCAAAGUGUACGGACAAAAGUUUUGGUCAGCGUUCACGGCCAACCUGUUAGUCAUGUGGGAACGGUAAAAACCGUUCAGGCAGGAACUCUGGAAGAGCAGUUUCUCGGAAACGGUCGUCAGAAUAGUAAUAACGAUGUAGUGAAACCUGCUUCUCGUCGUUGCACAAGGAUACACGCGGUGUUUCAACGAUCGUCCCUUUGAUCGUUCGUGCGUUGUGAUGUCUGUCGAUUUUGCUAACGGUGCGUCCUUACGUGUGCAUGCAAAAUGAUAUCCUGCUCGAAAAUAUGUUUUCGCGAUUUUUUCAUCGCAACGUUCUGAGAUCAUUGGAAGAAAAGAGAAGGAAAAAGAGAAGAAAUUUCUAAGGCGAUAGAGACCUGCCUGAUAGAGUUGUUUGUUUGCGGGGAUCAUGCAGCAAUUUUGCAACGUUCCCGGAGGAUGGAGCGACGGAAAGACAGGCAUGAGUGCGUUUCUGAUGAAGGGGCUCCUAAUGCUCGGCUUCGUCGUAGCGACCAUGCGGGAGACAAUGGUUCUUGGAUUUUCCGGGCCGACGCUAGUCAUGGAUCAGGACAUCCCUUCGAGGAUUUGCAAGUACAGCAGGGGGUACUCGAUGAUCCAAGUUCAUUGCAAGAAUUUAGGCCUCGAAUGGAUUCCUCCGAAUUUGAAGACGGAAAUUCAGGUGCUGGACGCGUCGGUGAACAGAGUGCGAGUGUUGACGAACGACAGUCUGGCGGCGUACACGAAUCUCGCCUACGUUUAUCUGAGCGACAAUUUCAUCCAGGAGAUCCAGGAGGGAGCAUUCGAUAAUCUGCGAUACCUGAGGGUGAUCGAUCUGUCGACAAACGGUUGCGAUACCCUUCCCAAGAGUCUCUUCCAGUUACCGUAUCUCCAAAAGAUUUAUCUAGCCAAAAAUAGACUGAGCGACGACCUAUUCAAAAACACGCAAGUGAAGUCUCCGUUGAUCUUCUUGCAGCUAGCGAAGAACAGGCUUAACAAGAUACCACAGCUGGGUCCGCUCCCCACGCUGUUGCACCUGAACGUCUCGGGCAACAGCAUCGCCUCUGUUUCUCCGGAGGAUCUGGCUUCCUUCUGCUCUUUACAGAUCCUUGACUUAUCUAAAAAUCCGAUCAAAUUCGACGCGAAUAGCUGCGAGUGCCAGACGUUGAACGCGUGGCUGCGCAUCCGCGGAAUUCAUUCGCGACCGGUCUACAAUUGCAGCGAAGAGCACGAAAGGGGAUGCACGAAACCGGAGUUCAGCAAUAGAACCACGGAACUGUACGAGCAGUGCUCGGAAAUACAGCGGUUGAAAGCGGAGACGGAAAAGGCCAGGAACACGUGGAUAUUGAUCGCCUGUUGCAUCUCUGGCUUCCUCUUCUGUCUGUUCAUUAGCUUGUUUUGGGUGCACAAGAGAAACAAGCGGAAGAAGAAGAAGCUGAAGGAAGAGCAGAGGCUAAACGCAAACAACGCAAAUACCGAGUUACUCAACAGUAAUUUAAACCAACCGGAAAACACUUGAAACCUGGCCCCAUAGCGUCCAGCAGUUGUCAAGCAGAGGUACCUACGAUCGAUUCGAUUCUAUGUUCGAUCGACGAAAAACGAACAAAGUGAGAAACAGGAAGACGAGAAGCAGAUGUCAGUUCGUCUGACCCUUGAAACAAAGAAAAAGACAUAUGUCGAAACCAUUUUUUUUUUUCUUUUUUUUAUCUUUUUAGAUGUACGCUGAUAUGUAUAAGGUGUUACGUGAGACCUUGAUCUUUCAUGAAUAUGAGAGUAUCCCGUAACAAGUGUGAUCUAAUAAAAAACGAAAGCGAUGGCGAAAAAUGUAGUAGAUAGAAAAUGCGGAAGAUAUCACUUUUGCGAGGCUUCGCGUUCAAGGAAACCGAUACGAAAACUUGCUUGCAAACGUAUGUCGAUUCGCGAACCUGCAGAAGGAUUAAAACGGAUGUUGCCCCUGCUCGUAUUCGCACAGGAUAACCUUGCGAUAAGUUAUACUAUGGGAAUAUUAGGUUGCAGAAAUUCGAUCGAACGCAUCGUGUAUUCGCCUGCGAAUUUCUAGUAUCGAGUUUCCUGAAAUCCGAAGGCCUCGUUUCUAUGAGUUUCAUUCGGAAUUUGCGAGAUCGAUUUGCGAUCGGUUCGAAACACCGAAGACGCCCCCAUCGAAAGAUUUCGAAUAUCGGACGGAGCAAGGGUAGAAUUAUUCAGUGGCACCCAAGUACUUACCAAUGUUCUUGCGAUCAUAGAAAUGCGUUAAGUCGUGAAAUUAAAGCGUAACAAGUUUACAAGGACAAGGAAUUCGGGUGAAAGAGCAAAAUACAAUCGCGAUUACGCACGCAAAUAUUCCUACGCAAAAUAAAUAACCGUGCGAUUUUGGAUUAUGAUUCUAGUUUAUGAUUAUAAUUAUCGUUAAUCUAUGAAUUUAAUCGAAAACCGAUAUCACGAAUUUCCGUCGUUUGUCCUGCUUCUACUACCUAACGCUAAACAACGACUCUGAUCGUCGUACGCGAUAUCAAAAUUUCGAUAUACAUACAUACGUGUUAUUAUUAUCACCUAGUUGAAGCUAAUGAAUGUUAUACAAUCAUAAAUCUGAUACGUAAGUUUUUGGAAAUGAGAUUCGUAAAGUUCGAUAGAAGAUGUGUUUUCAAUUCAGACGCUUAAUUGACGCCUUGAUGAUAUAUAUACUAUGUAUACGAUGUAAUUCUCAUCACACGCGUCUUUUAAACGGACUUCGUUUCGUCGCUUGAGAACGUAAUGUCGCUGUGAACACACAGACACACGAUAUAUACUUGUAUACAAUCUUAUAUACAUACUUAUAUUGUAUGCACGAGCAAAUACAUACAUACAUAUGUAUGUAUGUAUGUAUAGUCAUGUUAAAUACUGCGUUUAUUGAUAUUUAACGAAAAAAAUAUUUUCUAUUAUUUUUACGUUCGAGUUUUCAAAAGUAUUUAUACCUUUUUUAACCUCAAAUAUAUUCGCUAUAGUCGAAAAUUUAAAUUUAAUAUAAUUUUAUGCUUUUUACAAAAAGUGCCAAAUGUCGUCAAUGCAUUGUGUAUAAAUUUCCUAGUUUCAAGUACGGCCUACAAAGGAAAAAAGUAAAUGAUAAAAAUGCUAUGUUACGUCCAGCUCUCUGAUACUAACUCUUCGUAUUUGUACAAUUUCCUUAGUUAUUCUUUUUAACCGCAUAAAAUAGACCUGAACAAUUACCUGAACAAAGUUGUUGAACGUUUCGAGGAUUAGUAACAACGACGAAGAGACGAAGAGACGAAGAACUGUGAAUUGCGAAAAAUCCGAGUUGAUAGUAUAAGAUCAAAUUUUGAACUAACAAUAAGCAAGACACGAAGCUACAAGCUGCCAAUCGAUAAAUAUCCUUUCUAUAUGUAUGCGUUAAGUAUUUAAACUUAAACUAUACUUGUAAUACAUUUCUAUUGAAUUUUCUUUUACUUUCAAUACGUACGAUGAUAUAUUGUACAAAAGUGUUACCGACAGUUCGAUAAAUUACAUGAAAUAAAACUUAACUCCAGUCGACCAUUGUUUUACCAGAAAACCUGAAAUUAUUUCAUUGAGAAAUUUUAGUUUUGCCUUUUGUUCGCGUCAAUGAACAUUUUAAAAGAUAAUGUAUCGACGAAAUCUCUUUCUUGUCAUUUAAUUUAUCGAUAACAAGAACGUUGGGUAAUUAAAUAGUCAUUUAAUUAUAUAAAGUUUGUAAGUUAAUUCUUAAAUUAGAAUCCUUCUGUUAGAUGACUGCGGGUUUCAUUCGGUGCAAUGAAAAUUUUGAAUAGGAGUUGAAACUAACUUCUUUUAUUAUCGUUCGUUUAAUGUUAUUUAGUUAAUUUGAUAUAGUUAUCGACCUGCUGCUUGAUUAUCUUGAUGAAAAUGUUUUUAUUCAUUUCUUACAUCAAAGAUGUGCUGCGUUGAUAAGCAGAUCCCUCUUUUCAUUAGUCUGUCAAGAGAUGCCGUCCUGAUCGUCAUUGCGAAGUAAUACGGAUAUAAAAAAAGAAAGAUAGAAAUGUGUAGAUAUACGCAAAGAUAACUACGGGGCGAUAUCACGUAUUAGUUUAAGGUUAACCAAUAACUCAUGCGAGCGCAGGCGAGUAAAGCACAGUCAAGUAACGGCCUUCUACAUAAGUGGAUGUUGCUAGUCAUCCAACGAAUUGUUGUGCAAGUGAAAAGUAAUGGGACAUUCGCAUGCUGCAAAAUAGAUACGUCUAUCUUCUUUGAUCGUAAGUCGCGCGAAACACUGACUAAACAUUUGUUUGUGUUUUCCAUCAUUUACAUUUUAUAAUAUUUCUCGCUUCUAUCUGCCAGCAACAUGCAUCAAACCUAUCGUUUUGGGUUAUCUUGAAAAAGCGUGAUGAUGAUAUGACAGUUCAUUUAUCAGACGUGAUUCUAACAAUCGAUGAAUCAUGUAAUGUUAUUAAAGAUGUUAAUCAAACUGUAGCGCACACUGCCGAAAAUUUGUAAAUUCUAGUUUCUAUUACAUAUGUUAAACUCGAUUUGUCAACGCCUCGCCAAUCAGAUUUCUUCGAAUAGUUUUACAAGAUGUAACCGCGUGUAGAUUAAAUCGGACGAGUAAAGUCCAAUUUGAUAUAUAACCAGUAAUUUAAUCAAUGUUCUUUGAAGCAUUAUUUUAAGAAAGCAAUCCCAUAUUAUAUAAGGAGAUUAAACCAAAGCAUUCUGUAAAAGUAUUAAGAACAUUUAAGCGUACAAUUAUUAAAUGUUCUGCUUUAACAUUUCGUAUUUAGUUAGUACAAUCGUUUUGUAUAGUUGCUAUUAAAUAGAACUGUUAAAAGUUUUUACAUAUAAGAGAAGAUAUCAAUUUCCUAUUAAAACCUAUGUUAAAAAUAGAACAUGUGUCGAAUCGGGAGCAAUAAUAUCUAUUAAUAUGUACUAACGCCAAUUAGAAAUCUGAUAAAACCCUACCGAUACUUAAAGAUAUAUUUUAUAUUGUUAGAUUUAGUUUGUUAACUUAUCAUUUUGUAUAUCACUUAUCAGAACAAGUACUUACAUAGUAUAUGUCUACUCUACUUAUUUAUUUAUCUUUCAUUUGUAUAUAUUUGUAGUGAAAUAAUAAAGUUAUAAUAGCGUAGUACAUUAA